AUGGAAUCUGUAAAUAGGACCCUUUUCAAUCUAGCAAUGGCUAUAUAGUUCAUUUUUAUAUUUUGCCUUUUCUCUUCAGCCAAUCGUUAUGUUUCUAUCAAUAAGAUAGAAAAUAUGUGUUAUUUCCUAGACUGCUAACUUUCAAACUAGCUUGCAGUAAAGGCAGGUGAAGGAUUAGGCAUUAAAGAUUCAAAACAGCAUCCAAAGAUUGCAUUUUUGUUCCUGGUGGUUGAUAAAGUUAAUAACCCUUAAGUCUGGGACACAUUCUUUCAAAAUGCUGAUGCAAGAAAGUAUUCUGUAUAUUUCCAUUCAAAGAAUAAGGAUGUAGACUCGUUAAACUUUAGAAGUGUCAAUCAGCACAUACAUAUUGAAACCAUUCCAACGGAAUGGGGAGGGAUCGGCUUGUGGCUUGCUAUGAGUUCAUUACUGAACAACUCAUUCGUUGAUCAGGGCAACUAGAGAUUUGUGUUUCUCAGCCAAGCUUGCAUCCCACUAUAUUCAUUCAAUGAACUUUAUGAAAUGCUUUUAAGACAGGGGAAUUCCAUGAUAGAAAUUCCUUAAAGUGGUGAUGGAAUCUUUCCACGUUACAAUUAUCUGAGGAGGUAUGCAAGGGAAGACUAGAUUCUUAAGCACUGUUAAUGGCUUAUUUUAAACAGGAUUCACACAGGCAUGCUAGUUUAGGAGCAUGAAAGGGCUAAAAGGUUUUUACUAGAGGAGAUAGAAUAUGGAACCCCCAACGUUUAUUUCUAAGAUGAAGCAGUCAUUGGCACUAUGCUGUAUAAGCUUGGCUAGCGAAAUAUGAUAACCCAUCAAUGUGUUACUUAUACAAAAUGGGAUCCACCAACAUCAGCCUCACCCAUACAAUAUCAGAGAGUUGAUAAGACUUUAGUUCAAACUGCCAGGGUAGGUGGCUGCUUAUUCUUAAGAAAAGUAGGGCCUGAUGCUGAGAUCAUAGAUGAUUAUCUAUAGCUUAUACGUAAUCGAAAAUCAAUUACCAAUAGCUGA
Messenger RNA from Stylonychia lemnae, 1005 nucleotides. The record is from the annotation of a GenBank genome assembly. Lineage: Eukaryota; Ciliophora; Spirotrichea; Sporadotrichida; Oxytrichidae.